Molecule: messenger RNA, 1026 nt
Organism: Dovyalis caffra
Lineage: Eukaryota; Viridiplantae; Streptophyta; Magnoliopsida; Malpighiales; Salicaceae
Source: the annotation of a GenBank genome assembly
AUGGGAAAUGUAACGUCAAGUGUGGCAGCAAAAUUUGCGUUUUUCCCGCCAGACCCCCCGACGUAUGAUGUGUUUAGAGAAGGAGAUGGGAGGCUGGUGUUACCAGGUGUAACUGCAGACAAGAACAUGGAUGUUCAUUUGUUGGAAACUAAAGUUGGAAACAAGAUUGUGGCUACGUUUUGGAAACACCCUUUUGCACGAUUCACAGUUUUGUACUCUCAUGGAAAUGCUGCUGACCUUGGACAAAUGCAUGAGCUUUUCAUUGAACUUAGAGCUCAUUUGAGAGUCAAUAUUAUGAGCUAUGAUUAUUCAGGAUAUGGAGCAUCUUCUGGCAAGCCAUCUGAGUUCAACACAUACCAUGACAUUGAGGCUGUGUACAAUUGUUUGAAGAAGGAUUAUGGAAUAAAGCAGGAAGACUUAAUUUUGUAUGGUCAGUCUGUUGGAAGUGGUCCGACCCUGCACUUGGCUUCUCGUUUACAGAAGUUGAGAGGUGUUGUUCUUCACAGUGCAAUUCUUUCAGGCAUAAGGGUGUUGUAUCCUGUCAAGAUGACAUUUUGGUUUGACAUUUUCAAGAAUAUAGACAAAAUACGCCUUGUCAGCUGCCCUGUUCUGGUUAUCCAUGGAACAAAUGAUGAUAUUGUUGAUUUGUCCCAUGGAAAGCGCCUGUGGGAACUUGCCAAGGAAAAAUAUGAUCCCUUGUGGGUCAAAGGUGGUGGACAUUGCAACCUGGAAACUUACCCUGAGUACAUCAAGCACUUACGAAAGUUCAUAAAUGCAAUGGAGAAAAUCACCAUUGUGAAACCAACAAAGCAACUUACUCAGAACCCAAGUAUUGAAGCCAAACACAACAAGUGUUUAAGAUUUGGUAAAAAAGCUGGCACAGAUCUGGAACAUGGGGGAGUAAAAGCGUUGACAAACCCACUAAGAUUGCCUCUGGAAACUGACAUUGUUGAAGUCAUGAAAUCUAACAAAGUUGUGGCUCUAGUUGGUUUCGAGGAACACAAAGUACAAGUUGAAAGGACCUGA